Papaver somniferum (opium poppy) is the source of this 748-nucleotide messenger RNA. RefSeq names its product dormancy-associated protein 2-like. The coding region runs from base 42 to 593 and encodes 183 amino acids. NCBI's taxonomy places the organism in Eukaryota, Viridiplantae, Streptophyta, Magnoliopsida, Ranunculales, Papaveraceae. The transcript is spliced from 2 exons. The record is from RefSeq and is a predicted model, not a curated record.
UUUUGUGCAUUACUCUAGCUAGUUAGAGAGUACUAGUAAAAAUGGGUACUGGAAACAAUGUCAGGGUUUUCAUUUUGUUGGGUCUUUUGUUUGCUGUUGUAACCUUAAUCUCCUCUGAAGUUUCAUCUGCUAAGAAUCUAGCUGAGAAAACAACAGAAGAAGAGACUACAAAGAAAAAUGAUCUUCAAGAUGCCAAGUUCGGAGGGUUUAACGGUGGUGGAUACCCAGGUAACGGAGGGUAUCAAGGUGGCGGUGGAUAUCCAGGUAACGGAGGAUAUCAAGGUGGUGGCGGAUAUCCAGGUAACGGAGGGUAUCAAGGUGGCGGUGGAUACCCUGGUAAUGGAGGUGGGAACCGUAAUGGAGGUGGAUACCAAGGUGGAGGCGGACGUAAUGGAGGAGGUUACCGUAAUGGAGGUGGUCGUGGUGGUGGAGGUAGAGGAGGUGGUUACAGAUGCCGACAUGGCUGUUGUGACCGUGGUGGGUACUACAGAGGAGACUGCUACAACUGUUGCUAUUCUGCUGCUCAAGCCAAAGCCUUUGCUGCUGAAACUACAACUACAAAAAGUACUACUGCCGAUAAUCUCAAGCCAUAGAGAUGUUGCUCACUCUAUGUAUCUUAAUAAAUAUGUAUCGUUAGUGUGAAAUAGUGUGAUAUGUCUUCGAAGACGCAAAUUAGUAAUUAGCAUCGAAUCGAAGAUUCUCUUAUGAAUAGAUAUGAAAUAAAAUAAAAUGUUUUAUCAAUUCAUUA